Messenger RNA from Symbiodinium pilosum, 387 nucleotides. The record is from the annotation of a GenBank genome assembly. Lineage: Eukaryota; Dinophyceae; Suessiales; Symbiodiniaceae.
AUGGGCCUUCAGUGUCGCGAGGAUCCCGACUUCGAAGCAGACGACCUCAUCGCCUCCUACACGCGUGGCUUCGAUACGGGAGAGAAAGACGUCUUCGUGAAGAUCAUCAGCAGCGACAAGGACCUCCUGGAGCUGGUCAACGGUCAGGUGGAGCUGCUGGACAGCCGGGAUCACCAGUCCCCGUUCCUCCGAAUGGAUGUUGCCGAGGUCUGGAACAAAUGGGGGGUCCGUCCACAUCAGAUGCCCGAUCUGCUUGCACUUAUGGGUGACUCUGCGGACAACAUCCCGGGUGUGCCGGGGAUUGGAGCGAAACGAGCCGGCGCACUGCUAGGGCACUGCGGCACCCUGAAGGCCAUCGUUCAGCAAGCGCAGGACGUUGGCAAAUGA